Messenger RNA from Cylindrotheca closterium, 729 nucleotides. Lineage: Eukaryota; Bacillariophyta; Bacillariophyceae; Bacillariales; Bacillariaceae. The record is from the annotation of a GenBank genome assembly.
AUGGAAUCUACAGAAGCAAAGACGGAAUCAAAGGAGCGAAGUUUCGCUCCACCGCCAAGGGAUCAAUGGACUCUGAUUACACAAGGAGCUGAAGCAAGGAUAUGGAAGGUUCCUCCGUUCGACAACAACGAUUCCUUAAUAUGCAAGGAAAGGUUCCCAAAAUCAUAUCGGCAUCCUGACCUAGACGAACGAUUGAUUAAAAGCCGGACACGAUCGGAAGCUAGAGUGCUUGAGAAAUGCGCAAAGAAGUCGGAAAUAAGAGUUCCAAAGGUUAUUCGAGUGGAACGAAAUAUAUUAUACAUGGAAUGCUUGGAUGGUCCCACACUCAAACAGUAUCUUCGAGAUGCUGUAAUUUCCGACAGCACUGAAGUCGACUACAAAAAUUUGUUUCAGAACCUCGGCACGUUGAUUGCUCGUUUACACAAUCUAGGAGUAAUUCAUGGCGACCUCACUACAUCCAAUGUGCUGAUGGAAGGUCAAGAGUUAAUUCUCAUUGAUUUUGGCUUGGCGAAGUCUACGUCAAGUGUCGAGGAACAAGCAGUGGAUCUAUAUGUGCUAGAACGAGCACUACAGUCAACUCAUCCAGAAUUGCCUGAAGAUUUCUUUGACAACGUUUUGAAAAUAUAUGAGGAGGUUGCUGCUGUCCAGACGAAAAAGCAUUCCCACAGCACUCUUCAGAGAUUGGAACAGGUACGACUACGAGGGAGGAAGCGUGAGUGUUUUGGGUAA